CGCCUCGGGUCCAGGCGGCAAGCAAAACAGGGGGUUUGCUGUCAGCCUCUUGACACGACACAUCGCCUUGACAUCGGGCCACCAGGCAGCAUUUCCAAUCGACGUCCUUACGAUGCGUCGACGCGAACCACGAGAUACAUAGCAAACGACGCCUGCGCACCGACGGACGGCGCGUAACCGCCGCAACCUAAGCUGUGCGACGACGCCGACGACAUCGCCAUGAAUAGACGCAAGGAUGGCAGCCGCCGAGGCGCGGGAAUUCUCAGCGCCCUGCAGGCCACGGAGAUGAUUGACUCGAGAUCCAGACUCCCGGCAGAGAUCAUGGUGGCCAUCCUCGACUUCCUCCCCGUCGCCGACCAGAUGCGCAUGGCACGCACGUCACGCCGACUCCAGGAGAUGGUGUACGACGACACGAGAUGGGUGUCGCGAUUAAAGAGCAUGGGGUGCUGGGACGAGCGGGAAGCCCGGCGACGAUUCGAGGAAGCGGUGCGGCGGCGGCGCGAAGCUGCAGAGCGAGCCGCGGGACAACAGCCUGGAGGGGCAUCAGCUGCGGCAGCACACAAGCAGGGAGACACGACACUGUUCGAUGCCUCGGUGGAGGAACAAAAGCGCCGUCGCGCGACAUCAGACCUUCGAGACGGCUUCCAGACCAUGAGCCUGGCGGGAGCUCGCAAAGACGACUCCGAGGACGCCGAAUCGUACCUGGACGUGUUCCAGGGCGUCAAGAGCAUCAGGGGCGGCGCGAGGCAAGAAUACGGCAAGAUAUACGGCGCGCUGGCGCCCUUUUACUUUGACAUUGUCAAGGCGAGGAGCCACGCCGACCCCAUCAUCUUCAAGGCGUUCCGCGAUCCGGAGAAGCAGGCGCAGAUGCUGGCCAACCUGAGGAGAUUCUCGAGGAGCGACUGGGCGCCUGGGCGCGCCGAGCGGGAGGAGAAGCUGGCGUCGAUGACGGGCAUCUUCGAGAGCGCCGUGGUGCGCGAGUUCGAGCAGGGCUACGAGUUUUGGGACGUUGACGGGAGGAUGAAGCGCUACGCGCACGUGCUGCACACGCUUGGAGGCGCGCGCGGCGGCAUCGAGCUUUUCAUCCACAAGCACCCCAUCUUCCAAGAUCGUGACCUGACCCUCAACCCGGUCGAGUGCCUCAACGCGGGGACCCCGGACAACGUGUCGCUGGAGCCUGCGCGCCGCUUCUUGGCGGUGCUGCUGGCCAAGGUCAACGACCAGGCCGGCGUCAUAGAGCGCAUCUUCCCGGAGCCGGCGGCCGUGUUCUGGGAGUUUGUGGACAAGGUGCGAGAGGACAUCAUCAUGGAGUACACGACGCCGCUGUUCGACGAGUGCCAUGACCGGAGCAUUGCGUCGUACCUCAAGGCCAUCUCGGGCAUGUUUGAACAGACGAUGCGCUUCUUCCAGACGUUGACGCCGCCUCAAGGAUCUACAGAGGACAUGGACGCAAAGGCAAAAGACCUGACGCUUCGCAUAUUCGAGCCUCAUCUUGAUCUCUACCUGCAGGAGGAGCUCGAUUUCUUCACCAAGCAGGCCGAAACGGAGGUGUCGCAGUGGGAGAAGAAGUUGUCAGAGCAGGACUCGUCGCUUGAGUCGUUCUACAUGGCCAGCUUCAAUCGCUCGGCCGAAAAGAAGGACUUUUUGAGUUCCUUCAAGAAGGUGGUCAUGAUGCCGGUCACGGUGUUGCCCAGCUUCCCCUUGGGAUCUCCGUUCGCGACGACGAAGCCUGCCGCGGCGUCAGCGUCCAGUGCCAACGGGUCGCAAGCCAUCACUCCCACUCCGUCGCGGCCGGAGACGCCUGGGCUCGGCGGCAGGGCGAGCCCCAUGCCCGGUGGCGGCAAAGCGCCGACGGACGAGCUGGCGGCCAAGGCAGCGCUCAUGGCGUCGAAGCUCGAGGGCAUCAAGUCCCUGUGCAGCAUCGAGGUCGCGCUGAACCUGGUGCACGCGGCCAAGACGAGCCUGGGGCGGGCGUCGGUCCUGAUCCCGCUCGGGGGCCAGACGGGGGGCGAGGCCAAGGAGCAGUGCGCCAACAUCUUCGUCGUGCUGCUGCGCACCCUGGGCCAGCGGCACGUCAAGCCCGGCUUCGACACGGCCGUCGACCACCUGUCGCACUACAACCCGCGGGACGUUGUCAAUGACCACACCCAGAAGGGGGUGGCGCCGCUGGUGACGUUCAUCGAGCUGGUCAACGUGGGCGACCUGAUAUCGCAGAUGAUCGACGUGUUUUACGAGCAGCAGCUGGCGACGCCCAAGAUUGCGGACAAGAACGACUUUUUGGACCCGGCGGGCCUGGCCAAGAAGAAGUUUGAGCAGAUGCUCGACGAGAGCGUCGCGGCGGGGCUGAACCGCGGCAUCGACGUGCUCAUGGACGAGGUCGAGUAUCUGUUUGGCACGAUGCAGCAGCCGACCGACUACAAUCCUGCGGCGCCCGCCGCAACCGCAGCAGCAGCAGCAGUAGCAGCAGGCGGCGACGGCAAAUCGGCCGACACGGCGCUGCCGCCGCCGCCGCCGCCACCACUAUCGUCGUCAGAGCCAGACAUUGGGCCGACGCCGACGGCGCAGCGCGUCGUGGAGCUCGUGUCGUCGCACACGCGCAUGCUGGUGGGCACGACGGACAAGGCGAUGCUGGACGUGUUCAACGCCGAGGUCGGGCAGCGGCUGUUCGCGUCGAUAUGCAAGCACCUGAAGCGGCAGCGCGUCAGCACCGGCGGCGCCAUCAAGCUCAUCGCCGACAUGAACCUGUACGCUGAGUACGUGCGCGCGCUGCGCAACCAGGACCUGCUGGCCUACUUCUCCGCCCUGCGCGAGCUCAGCCAGAUCUACCUCAUCGACCCGGCCCACGCCCGCGACAUGGCCGCCGUCAUCGCCGACGGGGACCGCUUCGGCGGCGUCUUCCGCGCCGAGGAGGUGUACGAGUAUGCCCAGCGGAGGGCCGACUGGUACCAGGUGCGCAAGAGCGUCGAGAGGGCCAUGUACGGCAUGGAGUGCCUGCUCAUGUGAGAGCAGAGUUGGGGGCACUCUGUCUACGUACGUACCCACGAAUGGACGGUCGUAUUAUAUCAUUGCAGCACAUUGGAUAGCGGCCAAGAGACACACUCGCAGCAGUUGCACCAAAGAGGGUCCCGAUGGAGGGGAACUGCGCUGUAGAAGAUUUGUAUUUGCAUCGGGGAUCAUGCGUCAUAGCUGCACGAGACUAUAAACCACAUCAAAAU
Molecule: messenger RNA, 3215 nt
Organism: Purpureocillium takamizusanense
Lineage: Eukaryota; Fungi; Ascomycota; Sordariomycetes; Hypocreales; Ophiocordycipitaceae
Gene: RCY1
Product: F-box protein: endocytic membrane traffic, recycling ReCYcling 1
Exons: 2
Coding region: 220-3003 (927 amino acids)
Biological process (GO): exocytosis; Golgi to plasma membrane transport
Cellular component (GO): exocyst; cytoplasm
Molecular function (GO): protein binding
Source: RefSeq, a predicted model, not a curated record